Molecule: messenger RNA, 1074 nt
Organism: Penicillium canariense
Lineage: Eukaryota; Fungi; Ascomycota; Eurotiomycetes; Eurotiales; Aspergillaceae
Product: acetate uptake transporter family protein
Exons: 4
Coding region: 1-1074 (357 amino acids)
Cellular component (GO): plasma membrane
Molecular function (GO): acetate transmembrane transporter activity
Source: RefSeq, a predicted model, not a curated record
AUGGAGCAUUUUAUUAACAUGACCGAGAUCAAGCAGACUCAGGCUGAAGCUAAGCUAUGCAGCCAAAUGAUGGUGGACUCUCAAAGCCCUACACCCGUCUCGCAGUCUGGGCACGAAUAUGCUCUGGCGCGACCACCAACCUCCAAGCCUGAAGAGAGACAUGCACUUCCCAAGGUGCGCAAAUUGGCAAACCCCGCUCCCUUGGGUCUGUGUGCAUUUGCACUCACCUCCUUCAUGUCGAAUAUUAUGAACGUGCACCUGGGCUUGACAAUAGCCGCGGAAAACGUUGGCUCCGCGCUGGUCUAUGGUGGCACUGUCCAACUACUCGCCGGCAUGUGGGAAAUGGCUCUUGGCAAUACGUUCAGCGCUACGUCAUUUUGCUCGUACGGUGCCUACUGGAUCACCUUUGGGGUCAUAUCCAGCCUUGAGGGAACUAAGAUUGUCGCUGCCCCCGAUACAGUGUGCCAAAAAGAGAUGCUGAUGGGCCUCUUCCUUUUGGCAUGGUUUAUUUUCACCACGAUGAUGCUCCUUUGUACGCUCAAGUCAAGCCUGGCGAUUUUUCUGUUGUUCUUCUUCCUCGACAUGUACUACCUCCUCCUUGGCAUUGCGAACAUGCAGUGCGAUCAAGGACACGUCCCUGCAUCUAUCCAAAGGGUGGGAGGAUACUUUGGGUUACUAGCAGCCUUCACGGCCUGGUAUAAUGCAUUCGCUGGUCUAUUCGAUACUAGCAAUGGCUUUUUCAACGUUCCUCUGGGCCACUUCCCUUGGUCGCCUGUUGUGAGGUCCCAUCAAGGACAGUUCAAUAGGAAACUGGGUGUGUGGGGUCUCCCAAUUAACCUCUUCGCCCUGGCAUAUACUGCAUGGGUCACUGUCUGGCUCGCGUUUCCUACAUACCUGCCUGUGACGGGUGAGAACAUGAAUUACGCUGCGCCCAUCUUCGUUGCGUCCAUCUUCGUUGCGUCGACCCUCUUUGCACUCGUUUACUGGUUUAUCAAGGGACGCACGCGUUCGGAGGGCUUAAAUAAGGAGUUUAUGCGAUUGGCAGUGGACAACGGUGAGCUGCAGCUCAAGUAA